This is a messenger RNA of Sodiomyces alkalinus F11, 4320 nucleotides long. RefSeq lists its product as hypothetical. The record is from RefSeq and is a predicted model, not a curated record. Lineage: Eukaryota; Fungi; Ascomycota; Sordariomycetes; Glomerellales; Plectosphaerellaceae. The transcript has 5 exons. The coding region runs from base 108 to 3923 and encodes 1271 amino acids. Gene Ontology annotation, molecular function: protein binding.
AGCAACGACAGCUGCCUCAUCAUGUGUCAUUCACUCACCACCAGCCGAUAGCCUUGACGGCACACUGGGGCGAUAUAUGUCAGCUCGACUACUAAACGACAGUAAAGAUGAAGUCCGAAGAAGAGGCAUCAGAGAAGGAUGAUGCUGUUACUCCCCAAGCUCACAGCGACAAAUGGGCCGAUGCCCUAGAAAAACUCAGCGUCGAAGAUCGAAAGCGGUUUGAUGUGACGGGCAUAGCCGAACGCAGCCCAAAAGAUGUCCUGGCUGAUGUACUGGAGGCGACAGAGAAGAAGAAGAGAGAAUGCAUGAGACACCGGUGGAAAAUCACUAUCAAGGGCCGUACUAUUAUUCUUCGAGACGUCCUCGAAAAGAUCACGGUUUGGGUGAACAAGUUCUCGGCCAUAGGUAAAGCGAUUGCGGGAGUUGAUCCAGUCACCGCCGGAUUGCCAUGGGCCGCUGUCUGUUUCAUAUUACAGACUGGCUUGAACGACGUGGAGAUUUUUGGCUUCGUAUUGCAAUCAGUCGAGGGUAUAUCCAAUCUUCUCGCGAGUACGGCAAUAUUUGAGGGCCUGUACCUGAAUGCUACUCAGCCUAAGCUUUCCGUUUCAGACAAGCUCUCCGAAAACGUCAUUUCUCUGUAUGCUACCGUAUUACAGUUUCUUUCCGAGUUGCUGCAUUACUAUUCCCAGCGGACAGCGACCCGCUUCAUCAAGAGUGUUGCAUUCUCCCAGAGCGACUUCGAAGCCAAGUACGAGCCUGUCAAAGCUGCAAAACAAGACGUAUGGGAGCUGGCUACUUUAGCAGAAGCCGAGAAGACAUCAUGGGCUCUCGAAAGUCUCGACAACAUGGAAGAAACGCAGCGCCAGCAGCAUCAAACCCUUUCGGAGCUUCUAGCAAAUUUGGAGCAACCUAUUGACCGCAUAAAUACCCAGCUAGACUUGAUUCAGGACGGACUUGAACGUGAAAGCAGGAUCCAGAUAUUACGAUCAAUCUCUGCUGUUCCGUACGCAACCCACCACAAAGCUGCCCGAAAAGGGCGCCUGGAAGGCUCCGGCCGGUGGCUACUGAACAACAAGGCUUUCCAAGCCUGGCGCAGUGACAGCACUUCGUCAGUACUAUGGCUCCACGGCAUCCCCGGGUCCGGGAAGACGAAGCUCGCGUCUCUCGUAGUGGACGAGCUCCCAGGGUCUGAGAACAUGGCCUACUUCUACUGUAUGCGCAACCCGGCAGAGCCGCUGCGUGGUCAAUGCAAUGCCGUCCUUGCCAGCCUGGUACGGCAGCUGGCAAGUACUUCGGCCGACUCACCCCUACUUUCGGCUGUGGUAAACCAUUACCGAGAUGCCCUUGACGGCAUGGCAGGUUUCGAUGACUUUGCAUGGACGAGCGAUGAGUCGUCUGCAAUUCUCCUGGAACUUCUGGAAGACUACCCAGCCGUAACAUUGGUGUUUGAUGCGAUGGAUGAAGUCAACCCGGAAGACCGCCAAGAGCUCAUGGACAUUCUUAGCGAGCUGCUACGUGAAGCCCCAAAUCUUCUCAAAAUAUUCGUUUCCAGCAGAGAGAACUACGACAUUGCAUUGCACUUUGAAGGGUCCCCAAACAUCUACAUAGAUGCCCAGGACAACAGAGGGGACAUUGAGUCUUUCAUUGAUGAUCGGCUCACGGCAGCCAAGCUGCUUCGUGGCCGGUUACCUGACACUCUCCGACUUAAGAUUGCGGAUACGCUGCUCGAGAAAGCACAUGGCAUGUUCCGUUGGGUAGACUUGCAGAUCCAGUCCCUCCGUCCGCUCAAAGUAGCAGCGGACAUCGAAGCACGACUAGGCGUUCUGCCAGCAACCCUCGAGGAGUCGUACUGGGACAUCUAUCAGGAUAUUCUCAGCUCCGGCGAGCACGCGACAGACCUGGCUAUUUUCACCUUUCAGUGGGUCAUGUACGCUAAAGGCUCGAUUGAAGCCCGGCACUUUGCGAACUUUGCGUCCUGUGCCCUCUCGUCCGAUGACCUUGCGCAGACGUUUACCGAGACGGAGAUCAUCGACGUAUGCGCCAAUCUCGUCGUCAACCGCAGUGGCGUCCUGGAAUUUGCACACUUGUCGGUGCGCGAAUUCCUCGAAAACCUUCCGAAGCGCUCCGUCGAACUGGUGGUGAAGGCAACAAGUCAUGGCCGCAUCGCAGCGGCUUGUAUCAAAUACAUUGCCGUGGAGCAGUCGAAAGACCCGAAUGGAGAUUUGGACGACAGAGCCGAUGAACCGACGGACACGGCCGAAGAAGCAACGGACGCAGAAAAAGAACCCAAGGCUGCAGCAGAAAAACCAACGAUAACAGUAGAAGAGCCGGAAGAAACGGUUGAAGGAUCGAAAGAAUCGGCCGAAGAGUUGCAAAACGCAACCGAAGACGACGACAACAACGUACCCGAAACACCCAAAGACGCACCCGAAGAUGGCCAGGAACCAGAGGAUGGCCUCAAGGAAAAUGGAGGACCCAAGGCCGAUGAAGAGGCGACAAUAACCAUCACUAUGCCUGACAAAACCAUGCUAGAGUAUGCGUCUCGCUACUGGCCUGAUCACGCAUCUGAAAGCGGUAGCUGCCGAAUGGAGAAACCUCUCCAGGAUCUCAUUCGAGGCCUCAUGAUGAACGACGAGACCAAGACCGUCGCCAACUGCUUCAAGUUCUGGGCUCGGACAAUGCGAAAAAAUACCACGUUUCCUCUCCGCCAUUGGGAAGAUGACCAGCUCAAGGAUGCUUGCGAAGCUCCAGCCAACCCAAUCUGGCUGGCUUGCUUCCACGGUUGGCUCGACGUCAUUGAAUAUCUAUACGGCAUCAAUUAUGAGGACAUCGGCGAUGCUAGGAGCCUGGCCUCCUAUCGCGGGCGAGGUGUCUCUCGGAGCGUUUCUGAGGACGAGAAGGUCAUGUCGCCACUUUUGUAUGCCGUGGCGACAGGCAACUUUCCCCUGGCAGAGUGCCUCGUGAACUUGGCUUCUGAUGUGCUGCAGACGAAGGCUCAGACGCACUCUCAUCCCCUUGUGCGCGCAGCGGAAGACGGCGAAGAAAAAUUAUUCGGUUUGCUCCUUCAUAAGGAGCACGGCGGUCUGGACAUGGAAACAGAAGCCCUCACGGGCGCUGCAAAGACGGGGAAAAUCGAGAUCUUUCGCAUCUGUCUUGAUUACAACCCAGAACUUGUCCCGCUGAGCGGACGGCUCAUAUUCUUCACAGCCUGCAAGAACGGCCAUCUCGAAAUUGUCGUGUUCCUUCUUGAGCGGGGGGUGAACGCGGAUGAGGGAGCGUGCCUAACCGUUGCUGCUUUGCAUGGGCACAGCGCCAUCGUUAAAGAAUUGCUACGAAGAAAAGUCGGAGAAAUGGGCAAGUCAAAAGCACUGAUAGCUGCCAUCUCCAAUGGAGAUGAACCGUCCAUCAACGCCCUGCGAGACUCGGGCGCGGAAAAGGAGCCGGCGGCAGUACUUCGAGCCACCAGAGAAGACACGCCACUGACCGCACUGCGACUCAUCGAAUAUGGGUUCCAGGUCAGAGGACGAUGGGCAAAGACAGGUCGAGCGCCCCUUCACUACGCCUCUCUCUACGGACGCGACAAGGUGGUCGCAGCUAUCUUGCAUGCUGGCGCCCCAGUCGAGGUGUACGACAGUCAAGGACAGACACCCUUGCACCUCGCCGCCAGAAGAGGGAACACUGAGUGCGCCCGUGUGCUUCUCGAUCACGGGGCAGACGUCCUGGCGACGGAUGAUCAAGGGCAGAUUCCGUUGGACCUGGCAGAAGAUAGUAAUCCCGCGAGUUGCGAGAUCCUGAUUCGAGAGAGGAUGGAGCAGCUUCUCGAGACUUUGACGAAAGCGAAGAACACGCGGGAAACUACUGUCCUAGGCACUACCGACGCGGCUCCUGAAGAUGCAAGCCUCGCUCAAAUAGGGCAGAGAUGACAGAAUAUUUCAGGGGGUUGUUGGAGUUAUCUAUUCAUAUUGAUUGAAACGACUCGGAGUUUAUCGGCCUUCCUCUUUGACGCCACGUAGUGGUUAACGUCCCUCACCCACUUCUGGGACACCCCCCUAUAUAGGACACCCUAAAAUCCACACCACUACUUCAACCUACCUAUCUUUAAACUAUAAUAACUUUACUAAUUUUUAUCUGAUUCUUACCAGGUUUUCAGAAUACUUACUUGUAUUAAUUAUAACUAACUAUACCGAAGCUCCCGGACUUCCGACUAGCACGAUAACUGGAAUCGGCGGCGUAGCAGAGCCCCCGUAGCGCUAGAACCUCGGGUAUAUACACGGGGACGCAAAGACGGCUAUAAAGGGAAUAGGUAGACGGAGAGUAAGG